This is a messenger RNA of Aspergillus tanneri, 633 nucleotides long. RefSeq names its product cytochrome P450. Lineage: Eukaryota; Fungi; Ascomycota; Eurotiomycetes; Eurotiales; Aspergillaceae. Gene Ontology annotation, molecular function: oxidoreductase activity, acting on paired donors, with incorporation or reduction of molecular oxygen; iron ion binding; monooxygenase activity. The coding region runs from base 1 to 633 and encodes 210 amino acids. The record is from RefSeq and is a predicted model, not a curated record. The transcript has 2 exons.
AUGGCAAGUCAAGAUAUACAGCGAGAUCAGAGCCGUCGCCGAGACGCAUUCCAAGAAUCCCAACGCGCCAUUAGUGGUCCAACUCGACUGGAUCCCACUGGAGGCGUGGGAGACCUUCUUCCCUUCGAUCGACCUCUGUUUCAAAGAGGCCAUUCGAUGUGGGUGGCGUUCCCAAUGAUCCGUCUCAACAUGGCUCCGCACUCGGUCCCGAUCCCCGACACUGAUGAGGUUAUUCCCGCCGGCACAUUCGCCGCAUACAACACCACCGAAGUCCACUUCAAUCCAGAGUUGUACCCAGAUCCAUACAAGUAUGACCCCGAUCGGUUCCGCGAAGGUCGUGAGGAAGUCAAGAAAGAGGCUUAUAGCUUUGUCGGUUGGGGUCAGGGUCGGCAUCCCUGCAUGGGCAUGCGCUGGGCCAAGAUACAGCUAAACAUCAUUCUCGCGUACGCUCUUGCCAUGUACGAGUUGAGCGGAUGUGAUGAAAAUGGACAGCCUAGUCUGCGGCCCCGAGUUUACCUGUUGGGCUAUUUUGCAAGUAUGUUCCUAGGAACAAGGCUUGAGGGUUGGGUGGGUGCAGACUACGCUAGGAAGAAGUUUUAUAUAUAUCAACAACAUAUGUACUUUUCAGAAUAA